This is a messenger RNA of Polistes dominula (European paper wasp), 676 nucleotides long. RefSeq lists its product as uncharacterized. NCBI's taxonomy places the organism in Eukaryota, Metazoa, Arthropoda, Insecta, Hymenoptera, Vespidae. The record is from RefSeq and is a predicted model, not a curated record.
CAGAGCGAGGAUGACCUCCCUAAUCGCCCUAUUUUCAAUCUUCAUUCUUUGCGCUAGCGUGAAGUGUGAUAUUAUCACGACGACAAUUAAACCCCAGAGUGCAAUGAUUUUGAAGGAAAAUAACAGUCGUUCCUUGGAGAAAGAAACACCGUGGUCAAAGUAUACGGAAAAGCUGGAAGACAAUAAAAUAAAUAAGAAUACAAUGGAAACGUUCAACAAACGAAAAUCCAAAUUCUUAGGAAGUCUAGCUUUUCUAGCUGGACUUGGUUUUGGUGGACUCGCCAGUCAAGCUGCAUCGUCAACUGUGAAAGCUUAUGCAAAGUUUCCUCAAGCAUCAAUAGCCAUGAACUUUGUUCCUUCGAAACAAGGACCUUAUUUAGCUGCUUAUUACGAGCCUUAUCCUUUUGUCCAUAAUCCUUAUUUUUAUCAUUCUCCUUUGGGAUUCUAUCCUUUAGUCGAUCCUUCCAAAUUACAAUCCCUCAUUGGUGGAUCAUCUCAACAAAAUGGAAUCAAUCGUCCGACUCAAAUUAUUACUUUAUUCGACGAUAAGCGGCCUUCCGAUUCUGAUUCCGAUGAUAGCGAGGAAGAAUACAUAGUUGAAAAAACAAAAACAGAUAAAUCGACAAUCGACAGUGUUUAUAAUAAACAACAGACAGAAGGAGAGGUAAGAAUUUAA